AUGGUUUUGCAAGACAAUAAGGGAGAUAGGAUUUACUCUACUGUGCCAAGAGCUUUGGUUCAGAAGUGGACUCCGAUUCUGCACGAGUUUCAAAUGUAUACAAUGACAAAUUUCAUAGUAGUUGACAACAAGACAGAGGCAAAAAAUGGUGUCAGUAGGUAUGUGUUAACAUUCUCGCACAGAACCAAAGUUACUCAUGUGGAGGUCCCUACAUUCCCUUUACAAGCGUUUCGCUUUCGUUCAUUUGUUGAUCUCCAAAAUGCUGCCAUGCUUGGAGAUGCUGAUAUGUUUGAUAUUAUUGGCAAGGUAGUGGGAAAGGAAGAACCAAGAGAUCUAGUAACUAGCAAGGGGAGGGAGACCAAGCGAUUGGUGGUUAUUCUCCAAGAUUUAGACAACAACCGGAUGAGCUGCACUUUGUUUGGUGACCUGGUGGACCAAAUCGUACCUCACCUACAGGAAGAGAGGGUAGAACAACUCAUCGUGGUUCUGCAGUACUUUAAGGGAUCCAGGUGGAAUGGAAAAACAUCUGUUCAAAGCAAUUUUGCAAUAUCCAAGGUCCACAUCAACCCGGAUCUAGAAGAAGUCAAUUUUUUCAAGACCAGAGUUGUUAGUGCUGGCCCAUCAAGCGCAUCCAAAAUAAGCCAUGUAUCAUCUCCUAGGGCUUGGUCUGCAGCAGACGAGCUUAAGAAUGGUUGUGUCGUUGUCAAAACAAUAGAAGAAGCUCUUAAUGUUGCUCAGGAAGGUCCGAUAUGGAUCGCUGGCACCAUUGUAUCCAUUAAUGCUGGAAAGGCAGGUUGGUUUUAUAAGGCAUGUCGAAGGUGCCUAAAGAAGGUUGAAACCCCUGUUGGUACUAGAUAUGAAUGUGCAAAGUGCGGCCACACACAUGGAGUAGCUGCACUUAGGUACAAGGUUGAAGUUAUGGCUCAUGAUGGGACAGGUAGCAUUUGUUUGCUACUGUGGGACAGGGAGACCACGCAGUUGUGCGGAAAGCCAGCUGAGUCAAUCUUUAAUGAGAUUGCUCCAGACGAUGAGUAUCCACAUACGCUGGACAACAUGAUGGACAAAAAGGUGCUGUUUAAGCUUAAUGUUAAGGCUGCAAAUGUCAAGCAGUACAAUCCAGUCUACACUGUGAUGAAGGUGUGUGAUGAUGAGGAUACCAUAUCGAAGAACCUCCCAAUGACUUUAGUCGACAAUAAUACUCAUGCAGUUAAUGAGGCUGGGAACAAUAAUUCGUUCGAUAUAUCAGGCAUUGUUGUUAAUCUUACGAUUGACAUUGAUACUCACUCUACUAUGGAUUUUACUGAGGAAUGUGUUAGUAGCAUCAAGUUCAAAACUCCAGCUAAAAGAGUUGCCAGUGGUGUAAAGGUUGCAACUAUCAAUCUCAACCAGGAUGAGGAGGAAGUUCAGCACUCCACCAAUAGAUUUACUCGCAAGCUUUCUAAGAAGAUGAAAUCCCAACGGUCAGAUAUUGAUAGUUAA
Arachis ipaensis is the source of this 1479-nucleotide messenger RNA. RefSeq names its product replication protein A 70 kDa DNA-binding subunit A-like. NCBI's taxonomy places the organism in Eukaryota, Viridiplantae, Streptophyta, Magnoliopsida, Fabales, Fabaceae. The record is from RefSeq and is a predicted model, not a curated record.